GAAUGGCAGAUUCCCUCAAUCAGAACAUCUUCAGCUACAGUGAUGCAUCUAACAGAACCAAUAACAGUUCUUAUGAAGAGGACAAAGUAUCUUUGCAAAUCUUGCACUGGGGAAAUUUGAUCACCCUUUGUGCCGGACUUCCUCUGACUCUGGUGGCCAUGUUUGCUGUUUUAUCAAAGGUGAAAGAAGAUCAUGGUGCUCCAGUUUACAUCUUCAACCUUCUGAUUUCUGAUAUCAUGCAGUACUGCAGCAGAAUUCCUAUGAUUUCACCCGAACCUCAUGUUUUCUAUAUUAUUGCCUUAGAUGUUAGCAUUUCAGCCAGUAUUGGAUUCAUGAUGUGUAUCUCCCUGGAAAGGUAUCUGGUCAUUGCCAAGCCGCUGUGGUACAGAUUUAGAAGAAACAUCAAGACAUCUGUGUUGGUCUGUGUCGCAGUCUGGAUCUUUUCUUUUCUUAAUAACAUUGACAUGUAUUUGCUUUUGGAAUUUCAUAUUGUAAAAAUCAUUCAGGCUGCUGGUCUCCUCCCACCUCUUCUCUUGUUCAUCUUCUGCCUGGUUGGGACCAUUAAAGCUCUGUCUGAAGUUCGGAGUGUCUCUGCUGAGGAAAAACGUCGAAUUGUUUCAAUUCUGGUUGCGGUGUUGCUCAUAUAUGUUCUACUUUUCAUCCCCAACAUGAUAUAUUUUCUGGUGGAAAAACCCUAUGAAAAUUUUCCUGUCUUUACUGGGGUUACAAUUGGUAUUUUUCUUAGUCCUCUUGCAGACUCAGCUAUGUGUAUUUUUCUGAGGAAAAGUGCGGUUGACAGGGUUUUGAGCUCAUUGUGUUGCUGUGUGACGUCUAAGAAUCAGGAGAUCAGCAACACUGAUGAUGAUUUGUCACCUCAACAUACUGCAGCAGUUUAGGUGCCACAGAAGCACAAACAGUUUUUUACAUUGUAUGGAAUUCUUAUGGAUAAUUUGCAAGAGAGAAAUUAUCCAUAAUUAUACAUUCAGAUGAGAUUUGACUGCUUGGCUCUCUGAGUUGUCAGUUUAAACACUUAGAAAGUGUCAGAGUUUCCAGUGAAAAAAGUUUUUCAACAAAAAAUUAUAAAAGCAGUAAAACUUUAUUUAUUCAGCUGUGUACAAUUUAGUUUUUCUGCUAUGUAAUUGAUUCUGAACCACAUACUGUUUUUCUGAAAUGUUUAUUAUAUAUAACAGAAAUAUUCAAUUGAACUAGAGGUUUCUUUAUA
Molecule: messenger RNA, 1222 nt
Organism: Poecilia latipinna (sailfin molly)
Lineage: Eukaryota; Metazoa; Chordata; Actinopteri; Cyprinodontiformes; Poeciliidae
Product: proteinase-activated receptor 2-like
Exons: 3
Coding region: 3-896 (297 amino acids)
Biological process (GO): phospholipase C-activating G protein-coupled receptor signaling pathway; positive regulation of Rho protein signal transduction
Cellular component (GO): plasma membrane
Molecular function (GO): G protein-coupled receptor activity
Source: RefSeq, a predicted model, not a curated record